UUCCUAUCCUUAAGAAUUCACUGCCUAAUUGUCAAUUGUUUUUGUGCCCAUCCGUUUACAUACAAAAACAACAUUCACUCUGCAAGUUUACUAAAACUUAUCCUCACUGUUUCCCUACCCUAUUCUUCUUGUUAAUGUAUUUUUCAAACAUCUUUUACUUCUUUGUGUAUCUUGUUCUGCUUUAAAUCUUUCUUCAUCUUUUAUAAUAAUUCAAGCAAGUUUUGUGCAAUUUUAUUCGUUUUUGGAAGAUAUCAUAGUAUAGGACAGGCAAUGGGACAAGCAGAGAGUAGUACUGGGAAAUUCAAGAAACAUGAUCAGCAGCAGCAACAAGAGCAGUUGAUUCCGGGCCUGCCUGAUGUGAUAGCCAUGGAUUGUUUGGUUAGAGUGCCCCACCAAUUCCAUUCCACCAUGACUUUAGUGUGCCAGAGUUGGCGAAGAUUGCUCAUGCAUCCUUCAUUCUACCAAGAAAGAAGCAGAUCCGGCAUGGCCGAGCAUAUGGUUUUCCUUAUUCAACCAGUUCCAUGUCUCUCACCACCAAAAACAGAGUUCUCUGUGUCCAACAACAGGGAAGAUGAGGUCGAUGCAAAGAUCUCUAGCCCGCUUCUAACUCAAUAUGGCCUGAGCAUCUACAACGCCACCAAUCAGACUUGGCGCCGGAUGAUGAUGAGGCAGCCUGGUGGCGGAUAUAUUGGAAUCCCCAUGUUCUGCCAGUGCGUGGCACUUCCCGCAUCUGGGAAGCUCCUGCUCUUGGGUGGCUGGGACCCCAACACCUUAGAACCGGUGCCUGAUGUGUAUGUCCUGGAUUUGAUCGGCUGUUCCCGGUGGAGACGUGCAGCCCCCAUGUCAGUGGCACGCUCUUUCUUUGCAUGUGGAAUCGUGGGGCAAUCGACGGUUUACGUGGCGGGGGGGCACGACAACCUGAAGAAUGCGCUGCGAUCGGCAGAAGUAUAUGAUGCAGAUGCGGACAAGUGGAGGACGCUGCCACCCAUGGCAGAGGAGAGGGACGAGUGCCAGGGUCUCUCCUGGGAGGGGGAUUCCAGGUUCUGGGUCGUCAGUGGGUACAGCACAGAUAGCCAAGGACGAUUCAGGUCGGAUGCCGAGUGCUACGACCCAGUUACGGGAUCUUGGUCAAGAAUCGAUGGGGUCUGGCCAUAUUCGAGUCUCAGUCCCAGAGGUCUCACCGCAAAUGUCACCAUCACCAACGAGAACAACACCAGCGGCCACCAAUACCAGUGGUGGUGGUUCUUGGGAAGCCAACAACAGCCCCAAGAUAAUGUGGGGGUAAAGGAUCAAACGGAUAACUGCAAUAACCUCAUCUGGAAGGUGGUGAAUUCCGUUCAGCUUCCCAGUGAGAUAAAUGGAACAACAUCAGUACUCUGUGUCAUCAACGCUCUUGGACUCACUCAAGAUCAAUGCUUUAUGAACAGUCGCAAUCAGCAGAGGCAGCGGAUAUUUUUUAUGAGCAGUGGUGGCGCUGGCGGUAGAGGAACAUCGUCAUCAUCACUAACAUGCGGUGAAUGCAAACGUGAAGGGGAAGGAGCAUACAUCUUGACCACCAAGUGGAAUCAUAUCUGUACGUCUCAUGCAUUUUCAGGGUUCCCUCAUUCAGCUUCAUGCCUAGUUAUCUGAAUUUUUUUUUUUAGUCAGUUGUAAUUUUCUAUUCAGUUGGCUAUGACUAUGAGCCUAUGAUAACAUCGGGAAGAAAAUAUUUCCACGAAUUGUUACUCAAAUUUGAGUAUUUCAAAUGUGAAAUAAAUAUAUUGAGUAUUGCUAUAUAUUAUCCCGCCUAGUCAUUCCCUCA
Molecule: messenger RNA, 1801 nt
Organism: Juglans regia (Persian walnut)
Lineage: Eukaryota; Viridiplantae; Streptophyta; Magnoliopsida; Fagales; Juglandaceae
Product: F-box/kelch-repeat protein SKIP20-like
Exons: 1
Coding region: 271-1629 (452 amino acids)
Biological process (GO): regulation of phenylpropanoid metabolic process; negative regulation of cytokinin-activated signaling pathway
Molecular function (GO): protein binding
Source: RefSeq, a predicted model, not a curated record